Messenger RNA from Sebastes umbrosus (honeycomb rockfish), 3114 nucleotides. RefSeq names its product leucine-rich repeat-containing protein 24-like. The record is from RefSeq and is a predicted model, not a curated record. Gene Ontology annotation, molecular function: protein binding. Bases 532 to 2403 code for a protein of 623 amino acids. Lineage: Eukaryota; Metazoa; Chordata; Actinopteri; Perciformes; Sebastidae. The transcript has 8 exons.
GGGCGGAAGUGUUUUUGGUGUUGAGCUGCUGGCAGGAAGGUGUGUUGACUGUGGUCCUCUGGAGCAGCAGCAGCAUCAGCAGCAGCAUCAUCAGCAGCAUCAGCAUCAGCAUCAGCACCAGCGUGCACUAAUGUGAUGAGAGGGUGCACGGAGGGAGUGAACAGCUGGAUGUUGGGAUUAAACAGAGACACCUGAUCCGUUUCACAGCGGGUUUUACAUUGUAGUGCUGCAGAUAUUAUACCGUCUGCCCGGUCCUCCUCCUCCGUUGUUCGUUCGACGCUCCAGCUGAUGUCGCGCUGCAUCUCGUAGCUUCUGUUUCUUCUUCUUGUGUUCGGAGGAUGCGACGCGGCCCGCGGUGCUCUGAGCUCUGUGGAAACAUCCAUCAGCUCCUGUUCUGCUCUCAGAUGGCUGAUCGGCUUCAACACCGACAACACAUCUGAAUGAUCGGGAUCAUAUAAGUCAAAGAAGGCGUCGAGCAGGAAUCACCGUCUGACUCUCCUCCUUUUUCAGCGAGCCCUGUCUGUUGGUGUGAUGGCUGUGUUUUUGGUGCGUCCUCUCUCCUUGCUCCUCCUGUCCCUCCACGCUUGUAGUCGAGCAUCUCCUUCCUGCCCUGUGAACUGUCGCUGCUACAGCCUAACUGUGGAGUGUGGUUCCACCAGCCUGAGGGACAUCCCCAAAAACGUUCCUCCAUCCACACAGACCAUCUUCCUCCAGGACAAUGUGAUUGGUCAGAUCCGUCGACAGGACCUCACUCGGCUGAGGCACCUGCAUUACUUAUACCUGCAGAACAACACCAUCUCAGCAGUGGAGCCCGGCUCGUUCCAGAACCAGGGUCAGUUGUUGGAGCUGGCUCUGAACGGUAACCGUGUCCACCUGGUGACGGCUGACAUGUUUCAGGGACUCGAACAUCUCCGCAUUCUUUACCUGGCAGGAAAUGACAUCACACGCCUGCUGGACUACACCUUCAGUGGUUUACAGCGUCUGCAGGAGCUCCAUUUGCAGCACAACAGUAUAGAGUUGUUAGCAGACCAGGCUCUAGUUGGUUUGACUUCUCUGGCUCUGCUGGACCUGAGCAGAAACAACCUCCACACCAUCGGCCCUGCGUCAUUGCGACCUCUGGUCAGCCUACAGGUGCUGCGAAUCACAGACAACCCGUGGCGCUGUGACUGCGCUCUCCACUGGCUGAGGAGCUGGAUCGACGAGGCGGGCCAGCGGCUGCUCAGCUCCGCAGAACGCCGACUGGUGUGCACCGAGCCGCCGCGCCUCUCCCACCUCAGCCUGGUGGAGGUCCCCCUCAAUAGCUUGGUGUGUAUCCCUCCGCUGGUGCAGCUGGAACCCAGGAGGCUAGCCGUGCGGCUGGGAGAGAGCCUCAGGGUGUCCUGCCACGCCUCCGGUUACCCUCGGCCACAGGUGACCUGGAGGAAGGCGUCCCAGGGCAAAGUGGUGCUUUCUCCCCGAGGCCUGGUUCAGGAGCUGGGUGCUGGAGGAGUGGGUGGAACGGGUGGAGUAGAGGAACCCUCGGAGGAAGGCCGAGUCAGUCUGCAGAAGACCGACGGCGAGCGCUUUGACCCCGACACCGGCAGCGGCAUGCUGUUUCUAAGCAACGUGACCGUGGCUCACGCGGGUUUCUACGAAUGCGAAGCCUGGAACGCGGGGGGCGUGGCCAGGGUGACCUUUCAGCUCGCCAUCAACUCGUCCACUUCGUCUUCCUCCGCCAUCUGGGCCUCGUGGUCCCAGGUGUCCUCGCCCUACUCGCCUUCCUGGCCCAGGCUGAGGACCCACGGUCACGCCGUGGGUUCGGACGUGAGCCGGGAGCCCUUGUACGCUCUGGGCAGCAUGGCCUUCAGUGCUCUGGGAGCCGCCACUCAGACCGCCAUCGCCGUGGGCAUCUCCCUGCUGGCUCUGACCGCCCUGCUGCUGGUCGCCAUGAUCUACAGCCGACAUCACCAUCGAGAGAAGGAAACCGACGGAGCUGAGAAGGAGGAGAGCAUCCUGUACGUGAACGACUACUCCGACGGCCCCACCACCUUCGCCCAGCUGGAGGAGUACCGCGACGAGCGCGGCCACGAGAUGUACGUCCUCAACAGGGCCAAGCCCGUGCUGCCUCCCGCCCCACCCACGGCCGUCUCCACCACCAACCUGGGUUGCCCCGCUCCGUCCGACACCACCUCCAGCCACACCCUCUCCUCCUCGGGGCCGGGCCAGCCCAUGAGUCCCACUCUGGCCCCCAACAAAAAGCUGCAGCAGCAGCAGCUGCAAGAGGGCGAUAUACGGACCAUGAGGAGAAUGGCGGGCGAGGGAGGGGAAGCCAAACCCGUGAUUACGUCAGAGGCAGAAGGGAUGUUUCUUAACCACACAGGCCUAUUCAUGGACUCUCAGAUCGCCUAUGAGAUCCACUGCUGAAGGGGUGUGGGGGUGUGGGGGGGGGGAGAGAAUCCACUGCAACACAGAGGGUUUGUGUGUGAAACAGUGGUUUACUGCGAAGCCUGUCACAUCUUAUCUGAAGAAAGUCAGGGUCACUGCUGGAAUCUACCAGAAGUACCCCUCCCUGUUGACUCAUCCACAUCGAUGGACUCUUAUUGGACAAGGUUUACAUACCUGGAUCACAAUCAGGUUUAUUAAAUCGAUAGCACCUGAGACCUUUCAACAGACAUGACCCUGCACGCCAAAAACAACAGUAGUGAGUAGGCCGGUGGGUUAGAUACCUGAUGCUCAAAGACAACUUUAACUAGACUCAGGUAUAAACUGAGCUGCACACAACUGACCCGUCCUGUACAUGAACAUCUGGGUCAGCAUUUAUCAGAGCUACUUUUAUAGAAACCUUUCACCAUCAAUGCUGUGCAAGAGUUAUAACAUCCAUCCUCUCGAAGAACUCUGAAGGGUCAAGUAUUGCAGGGUGAGUAUAAAAAAAAGGGGGAAAAAUCAUGGACUCUUCCGUUUGAUGAACAUGAAGGAAACAAAGUGUGUUUUAUAACUGUUGUUAAAGUCCGGACAUGUUUUACAGAGAAAGAAUCUUAAAAGGACAAUUCUGGUAUUUUCAAGUCUUAAUCUCCCCAUCAUGAACAUGUGUGUUUGUGUGUGCGUGUGUGUGUGUGUGUGUGUGCGUGUGUGGUG